AGAAGAGGAACUGUAAUUGGUUGCACGAGACCCGAACAAGAGACCGAGAAUCCCGCGAACCGUUUGUGUUUGACCAGCACAGGCCCGUCUUAUUCUUUCGUUAUCUGCGUUCAAGCGAAAGAGUAUUGGAUUGUUCUCUUCUACUCACCUGGUAAAUGUGACUAUGGCAUCAAAGGCAUCUUCCUUGGAGCAGGUUCACUCCGCUCGUUCUCACACCCGAGACCGGAAGACUGAGAUGUCAACCAUCGAAAUCAACACACACACUACUGGAGGAGCUUCUGAAGUGGGCGCACUUUCGUCGACUAAUCCGCAAGAAGAGCUAUCUGAAGCCCGCAACUCGGGAAUUCUGAAAGACCUGUCAUCCCAUCUACUGGAACGCCCUCAAACCGGUAGCACUGGUGCUGGUUCUGGGAACCGCGAAUGUAACUACACCCCUAUCUUCCUCACAGUAGUCGUCUUCCUCUUAAUCAUCAGUUCAAUAUACCUGGCUUAUAAGAACCGCAGCCAUGAAGAGCCCACGCUGUGUAAGACGACUGCGUGCUACUUGUACAGAGACAUGCUUCAAGACUCAAUGAAUCUUGAAGUUAAUCCUUGCAACAAUUUCUAUGAGUACGUCUGCAGCAGGUGGGACAAGAACCAUAACGUCCCGACGUACAAGCAACACUUAAACCAGUUCUUCAGGGCUCUUUUGAAAACGCUCGAAGUAAAAGUAGCGUUUCAGCAUCAAAGUGCUGUAGAGAAAGCAGUUAGCUUCUUUCAGUCGUGUAGAAAAGCUGCAUUUGCACGGGGUCGCAAGAGCGGAGAGUAUGAGACACUAAUGACAAUCUGGGUGAAAUGCGAGAUCCUGUGGCCAAGAGCGAACCAGCACCCCAAUAUUUUGAAGACACUCAUUUGCAUAUUCCAGACCUUCUACCUGAGCAACGUUUUGGGCAUCGAGAAAAGGCACGACACGUCGCUACCGUAUGUGUAUCCAGGUAGCGAGAUCGCAUUUUACGACCACUACACUCAGGCGAUCAAGAAAGUGAAACGAUACCAAGAAUAUUAUGAGAAAUUGACAGAUGUGAUGAAAACAACUGACACGAAAACAGAAGAGAUUCAAACAUACGAGGACUUUCUCCACGUGGAAGAUGUUGUUCAUCGCCACCUCGUAAAAGACGAGUUUUAUGAGGUUAAAUAUGCACGCGUAAAUUCCAGUGAACUCGCUGAAUUCACGCCUAACAUACCUCAGGCAGAGUGGGAAGAAGCGUUCAGAUCUGCAUAUCAACUUGAAAGCCCCCUCGUGGAUAUACUCAAUACAGACUACAUGAGGGCAUUUAAUGACGUACUCAGUCAAAUUGGCGCUGUUGAAUUUCAUCGUUAUAUUGGUUGGAUAAAUGUUCAGCAGUUGGCCCCGUAUAUAAAUCAGGAAUCUCUUUCGAUUUUCCUGGGAAAACGAGAACUCACCGUGGCUGACUUACAGCUGUGCUUGUUCCGCACUGAAUCUUUCAUGGGCUGGGCCACCUUCGCGCGAUACGCAAUUGAUUGUAUGGAUAACAGCACCCGUGAAGACAUCCAUCACAUCAUCGGUGCCAUAGCAAGUAUUCUGUCUACGAAAGUGUCUGCGAGUUCCUGGCAAGUAGACCGGGCCCCAGAUGCUGAUCAAAAUAUUCAACGAAGCUUGAAUGGGCUACUGUUUUACGCGGACAGGUUCGCUCACCCGGAAGACAUGGAUGUGAUACUUUCCAACAUAAGCGACAUGGGUGGUCACCUGUUGCUGAACUGGAUGAAUGCAGCUAAGGGCUUCACCCAAACAGACCCUUAUCUUUUCUUUUCAAUCAUUACUUUUUUCCAGCGACAGAUGGACGUGGGAUAUUACACUUUCUGGAACAGCAUCCAGACGACGUUCUUGAUGCCGCCUUACGUUUCGAUGCUACCGGUCUACAACAGGGACAUCAACGACGCGGUCAAGUACGGCGCUCUAGGAACUUUGAUAGCAGACGCUGCAACGGAGCUCCUGUACCGCAAUUAUCCGUCCAUACGACUCAAAGAAUGGCUGUGUUUAAGUGACUCUUUAGACGGGGGGGUGUAUGACAGAGAUGUCGUCACUUCUGCACUGUCCUUGCACAUUGCCUGGGAAGCAUUCCAAACUGCUCCUUCGUCCACACGUCGUCUGCUACCAGAUUUGCAGGACACUCAACUCUUCUUCGUGGCUGCCUGUUUUCUGAUGUGUGGAGGGAGCGAUGUGAAACGGUUUGUACGCAAGUGCAAUGAACCACUGAAGCACAGCUUGGCGUUCUCGACAGCGUUUCUGUGUCCCGAACAUUCCCCAAUGAACGCUAAAGAGAAAUGUGCCUUCUUUUAAUACACGAAUUAGUAGACCAUUGACUGCAUGGUGCUACGCGGAUAAUUUUUCAAUGUAUCGUGUAAAUUUUAGUACGCUAUUCGAAAAGAUGUGAUUAGAAAAAUGAUCCGACGGUUAUCUUGUAACAUGACUGCAUCUUCGUGCAUCCCCUAUCGUUGUGUAUCAUAUCGGAAUCGGAUAUUGAGUCAUGGUAACGCGUACUGUCGCUGAUCCUGUGAAUUACCGUAUGAAACGCUCCUCCUCCUCCUCCUCCUACUUUUUUCUCAACAAUGUGUGUCUGUCGAUGCGAUAAUAGUUUUGGGGGAGUUUCCAUCUGGUUAUCAAACAUUUUAGGCGAUUACCCACGAGACAAGGUAUUAACUUCUGUUUUACAGCAGGUAGGCGAGUGAAGUGACACGAAAACAUACCAAACAAAAGGUGUCAAAUAUCAAGGGUGUCGUCUAGCGCACAUCAUGGUGAUUCAGAAAUGUGGAAGUUCAAUUUACCCGUAAUCACAUUGCAGGCACAAAAGACUGGUUAAGACCAAGUGGUAUCUCCAUAUUCCUUCAACCCAAGGCGGGACAUUUGUAAUGAAGGAGGAGGGAGCUGCUGUUAGUCAUGCUUAAUGAAAGUGUAUUUCGCUUAUGUCGAAUGGCGUUACUUUAUUGGUUUAUUUAGACAUGCCUUGCGCGCACAAUAAACAGCUUCGAUCAGAAAGCAUA
This is a messenger RNA of Ornithodoros turicata, 3042 nucleotides long. RefSeq names its product neprilysin-1-like. The transcript is spliced from 4 exons. Gene Ontology annotation, biological process: protein processing. Gene Ontology annotation, cellular component: plasma membrane. Bases 164 to 2341 code for a protein of 725 amino acids. Gene Ontology annotation, molecular function: metalloendopeptidase activity. The record is from RefSeq and is a predicted model, not a curated record. NCBI's taxonomy places the organism in Eukaryota, Metazoa, Arthropoda, Arachnida, Ixodida, Argasidae.